Halichondria panicea is the source of this 1195-nucleotide messenger RNA. RefSeq names its product hydroxymethylglutaryl-CoA lyase, mitochondrial-like. The record is from RefSeq and is a predicted model, not a curated record. Gene Ontology annotation, biological process: ketone body biosynthetic process; L-leucine catabolic process. Lineage: Eukaryota; Metazoa; Porifera; Demospongiae; Suberitida; Halichondriidae. The transcript is spliced from 9 exons. Gene Ontology annotation, molecular function: hydroxymethylglutaryl-CoA lyase activity. The coding region runs from base 61 to 1059 and encodes 332 amino acids.
CGAUCUUUACAGUCACACACUUUACUAAUAGCGUCAAGCGCUAGCCGGAUUUCAUUUGAGAUGUGGAGAAUGCUUCAAAGAUCAAGGCUAAUAAGUCAGAGAGGACUGUCCUCUAUACUAGAGCUCACACAGCAAGUCAAGAUGCAAAGCUCACUACUACCCCAGUCAGUCAAGAUUGUGGAGGUGGGUCCCAGAGACGGACUCCAGAACGAGAAAGUCAGUGUUCCCACUGAGACCAAAGUCACUCUCAUCAACAAGCUCUCUCAGACUGGCCUCAAAGUGAUCGAAGCAACCAGCUUUGUCUCACCAAAGUGGGUGCCACAGAUGAGUGACCACAGUGAGGUAAUGGCGGGUAUACAGAGGGUGCCUGGUGUGACCUACCCCGUGCUCACUCCCAACCUGAAGGGAUUCGAGGAGGCGAUUUCUUGUGGAGCUACGGAAGUGGCCAUCUUUGGGGCAGCCUCUGAAUCGUUCAGUCAGAAGAACAUCAACUGUUCUAUUGAUGAGAGCAUAGAGAGAUUUAGAGAGCUGUGUGAGGCGGCCGCAAAGAUGAGUGUACCAGUGAGAGGGUAUGUGUCCUGUGUGCUUGGUUGUCCCUAUGAGGGAAAGGUGUCUCCAAGUAAAGUGGCAGAGGUAGCAGUCAAGUUAAAGAACCUCGGAUGCUAUGAGAUCUCUCUAGGUGAUACGAUUGGAGUUGGCACUCCAGGAACUAUGGCAGCCAUGCUAGAGGAAGUGAUGUCACAGCUUCCUGCUUCCUGUCUGGCCGUUCACUGUCACGACACUUAUGGACAAGCACUGGCCAAUAUUCUGAUAGCUCUUCAGGCGGGAGUCUCGGUAGUGGACACAUCGAUAUCGGGGCUAGGGGGCUGUCCCUAUGCCCCAGGGGCCUCAGGCAAUGUGGCUACUGAGGAUGUGGUGUACAUGUUGAAUGGGCUAGGCAUACAAACAGGAAUUGAUAUGAGUAAACUCCUGGAGGCUAGCAAGUACAUUUCUAACCAACUGAAUAGAGAACCAACUUCUAAAGUAGCUCGUGCAAUGAAUAGCAAAUCUAGACUGUGACCAAAUCAUCGUGUGUUGUGUUGUGUUUUUAACCAUUGGUCAAUAUGAUUUUUUGUCUGUAUAUACAUGGUGAUUAAUUUUGUGACGUUUACAUUCACACAAUAUCGAUAUCCUGUCUUACAUCCGGAGUGCAUUG